This is a messenger RNA of Gadus morhua (Atlantic cod), 4116 nucleotides long. It is a transcript of the gene tbx20, whose product is annotated as T-box transcription factor 20. The record is from RefSeq and is a predicted model, not a curated record. The transcript has 8 exons. Lineage: Eukaryota; Metazoa; Chordata; Actinopteri; Gadiformes; Gadidae. The coding region runs from base 291 to 1577 and encodes 428 amino acids. Gene Ontology annotation, molecular function: RNA polymerase II cis-regulatory region sequence-specific DNA binding; DNA-binding transcription factor activity, RNA polymerase II-specific. Gene Ontology annotation, cellular component: chromatin; nucleus. Gene Ontology annotation, biological process: regulation of transcription by RNA polymerase II; cell fate specification; positive regulation of DNA-templated transcription.
AGUUAAGGGGAGAAUAGGGGACUCAGCAGCCCCCUAUGUAGCGCUCGCCUGGGAGGACCAUCUGAAGGAGUCUCGCUUCUUACCAUGAAUCCAGCAGGUCACACAUAAAAUCCAAGCGUCUGUCUCGGAAAAGUGGAAAAAACAAGAGCUCCAGAAAGACCAGAAAUAGGCCUGCGAAGUUGUUUUUUUCCUUCUCGGUAUCUGCCAGGAUCUUCGCAGACGAAAAGCGCAUUUAAGUUCGGUUUGGUGCUUUGGGGUUUUGUAACGAGUUGGUUCCUCUCGUACCGACCAUGGAGUACACAUCGUCCCCGAAGCCGCAGCUUUCUUCCCGGGCGAACGCGUUCUCUAUCGCCGCUCUCAUGUCAAGCGGGAAGCCCAAGGACAAGGAGGCGGAGGAGAGCACCAUCAAGCCCCUAGAACAAUUCGUAGAGAAGUCCUCGUGCAACCAGAAUCUAGGCGAGCUGUCCUCCCUGGACGGCCACGGGGACUUCAGCGGGAGCGCGCCCGUGGUGUGCACGGAGCCGCUCAUCCCCACCAACCCUGGCGUCCCGAGCGAGGAGAUGGCCAAGAUCUCCUGCGGCCUCGAGACCAAAGAGCUGUGGGACAAGUUCCACGAGCUCGGCACCGAAAUGAUCAUCACCAAGUCUGGGAGGAGAAUGUUCCCCACCAUCCGGGUGUCCUUCUCCGGGGUCGACCCGGACGCGAAGUACAUCGUGUUGAUGGACAUUGUACCCGUAGACAACAAACGUUACCGUUACGCCUACCACCGGUCCUCGUGGCUGGUGGCAGGAAAGGCAGACCCGCCUCUGCCCGCCAGGUUGUACGUCCAUCCUGACUCGCCGUUCACAGGAGAACAGUUACUGAAGCAGAUGGUGUCGUUCGAGAAGGUCAAGCUCACCAACAACGAGCUGGACCAACACGGACACAUAAUCCUGAACUCGAUGCACAAGUACCAGCCCCGCGUGCACAUCAUCAAAAAGAAGGAGCACACCGCCUCGCUGCUCAACCUCAAGUCCGAGGAGUUCCGCACCUUCGUGUUCACCGAGACCGUCUUCACAGCCGUCACGGCCUAUCAGAACCAGCUGAUCACCAAGCUGAAGAUCGAUAGUAACCCGUUCGCCAAGGGUUUCCGGGACUCCUCGCGGCUCACCGACAUGGAGAGCAGGGAAAGUGUUGAGAGUCUGAUCCACAAGCACUCGUACGCCCGCUCGCCCAUCCGCACCUACGCUGGAGAGGAGGACCCGCUGGGAGAGGACGGACACCCGGCCCACUCCAGGGGCUCAGCUUUCACAACGUCAGACAACCUGUCCCUGGGCUCCUGGGUUACCACCACCUCCGGCUUCUCAGGCUUCCAGCAUCCGCAGUCUCUGCCCCACCCCAUCCAGGGCUCCCUGCCCCCCUACAGCCGGCUGGGCAUGCCCCUGACGCCCGGCGCCCUGGCUGGCACCAUGCAGGGCGGUGGGCCGUCCUUCCCCUCCUUCCACAUGCCCCGCUACCACCACUACUUCCAGCAGGGCCCCUAUGCCGCCAUCCAGGGACUGAGGCACUCCUCCACCGUCAUGACCCCCUUCGUAUGACCUCUAUGGUGUCUGUAAGGGCCGACUCCCGCCCCCUUCCCACACUCACAGACACACACACACACACACACACACACACACACACACACACACACACACACACACACACACACACACACUCCUCGCUCGGCCAGGCCAUCUGUUGUGGCCGACCUACGUACCUUUGGUGACAACACGACGGGUCAUGCUUCAUGCUUCAAGCGCGGAUCCGCCCCACGUCGAACCCUCACUAUUGAUUUGUCUUGGUUUGAUGUCUCUCCUCCAGAGUGAUUUUCUUUGUGUUGUAAAUAUUCCCACUGUAGGCCUAUCCCUCCGUCUGUGAAAAUCAAAAAACAGAACAAUCAGUGGGAGGUUGUACGAGAGAGAGAGAGCGAGAGAGAGAAUGAUUAUGAAGCAGAUCUGCAGACUCCUCUUAUGAACCUCAACGACACAAAUUAUUUCAUAUGAGCUUCAUAUAAACGGAUGUUACCUGACCUGAGUUCCAGACAACACCUCAGCCUUCUAGAAAGAACAAUAUUUUUGGGGAUUUUGGUAAGUUUGUCAAGGCAGUGGCUGUAAGGCAAGUGGAUGGAGACUCACUUCGGUUUGGAAUUUUCUGGCAUGAGUCUGGGCAAGUGUCCGAGAAACCUUUCUUUGAAGUGCCCAGUGAAAUAUCUGAGCUCAGCAAGGGUUUCAAACAUUUCUCCGGUGGAACAGGGGGUGGCAGCCAUCUUGUUUGCUGUGUCUCAUUUUAGAGAUCUGGCAAAAAGAAACAAAAAGCAAUGUUCUGAUGAAAAUAAUGUCAAUAGCAUAUGGUAGAAAGCAAUGUACAAAUAUGCGAAUGCUACAAAUAUAGCCAAUUCUUACUGUAGAAUAAAAUACUUUAGGAGGCAUGCAGAAUCCUGUAGAUCAAUCUUUAAAUAGAUAACAAUGGUAAGUUUUCACCUUAAUUUUAGGCUUUCUACAUCUUCAGAAGCAAAAAGCUUUAACGACCAGUAUUGUUCAAAUAUGUGCACGUGAAUUAGGUUGUAUUGUACAAAUGUCCACCUUUGCUUUUCAAUGAAACUACCUAUAGAGAACUAAAUGGCUAUCCAUCUUUUUUAGAUCAAACACCGCCGGUGUAAUGUCUAAAAUGAAUGUGCACCAAAAUUCAGAAUCGGAUGACCAGAUUCAACAUGUGCAUGUGUGGAUCAUGUUUGAAAGACAUUAAUUGUUCAUACCAAAUCCCAGAGAUACACAUAUUCUUUAUCCUUCAGUGUUGUUACUGGCCGGUCCUCUUGAUAUCCAGAGCUAGCAGUCACUGGGACUGGAGAGCCUCCCGAAGCUAGCGCAUGGCUGACUGUGGGCUCACUGUGUGGGGCUGCCCCAGAGGAAACCAUCGUUAUUCUGUCCUUCUGACAGGAUGGAGGGAAGCGGUAAGGAAAACUCUGUUUACAGCUGGGAGCUCGGAAUUUCCUCACUGAUUGUCUGCAUAAAGGUGAUUGAGGUGUUUAUAUGGCCAAAGUUAAAGCAGUUUGAAAAAUGUUAAUAGAUAAACAUUUGGUAUACACAGGCACUGUGAUGAAUUGGUGAUGGAUGACAUUCCCGUUAAGAACAUACCUGUUUUCACAUGCUAUUUAAGGAGGGGACAGGAUAAGGGGUUUGGAUGCAGUUACAGCCAGCAUACAGAAUUACAUCAGGAUUAUCUAAUACACAUACCAGGGAUAUGAUGAAUGAUUUACAGAAUUGUGUGAAUUGUCAGACAUCUUAUUGAUACCCACAGAGGAAUGCUAUGAAAGGAAUUCUGAAAAUAUAAUCCAAAUACAUUUGCAUCCUAUAUAAAGAUCGACCUUGGUUCAAAGAAAAGGUUAAGUGGCAGCAUGACAUCACACUGGUGCUUAACAGUAAUAUAUAAACUUCAUAAUGUGACCCCUUGCAUAUGUUUUGUGUGCAAGCAGUACAAGCUUAUUCACAUGAGGGCCAUAGGAUGAACAUGGUUGCUUUUAUACACUUUACCCACCUUAUUCCGAAAUUAAAGUAAAUCUCUGGUCCUGUCCUGACAUGAAAUGUAUCAAAACAGAUUGUACAUAUAAAGUGAACAUUCAUCUUCAUAACUGUUGUUAGAUAACAUUUGUCAAGGACUUCUCUCUCUGUAUUCGCUCAUCUUUUACGAACACUGAAAAAUAACAGCUUAUUUGUCUUUGUUUCACUUAUUUGGUUUGUUUGUGAAUUCUUUGUAUGCCAUACAUAGGCCUAACCUGAAUAUGACACCCAAGAUAUUGUGUUUUGAAUUUUAAGUGCAAUAUAUUUAUUUUGCUCUCUGAGAAGGAAAUGUAAUGUACUAUGCCACGUUAAAAAAGUUGUUAUUUGUAAACUUGAGAAAUAUAUAUCGCCACACAAUGAUUUGUUUGCAUUGUCUUUUCUAUCAAGUCACUCAUUUGAAAACACAAGUUUAACAUAUGAUCAGUCUCUGAUUUUGGUAUUCUGUCCAUUACAUCUCUAAACGGUUGACUGGUAGGACUUGGUUUAUAUUUUCUGUUGUAUAGCUUUUUUAAAGAAAAUAUAUAUAUCUAAACACCAA